Molecule: messenger RNA, 2388 nt
Organism: Prunus armeniaca (apricot)
Lineage: Eukaryota; Viridiplantae; Streptophyta; Magnoliopsida; Rosales; Rosaceae
Source: the annotation of a GenBank genome assembly
AUGGCGGUUCGAGCCGUCAGCAGCUGUUCAAUCUUUCGCUCCGCUUCCACUUCCUCUUCGUCCCCUACUCUCUUCGCCUUCCGCUGCUCCCCAUGCCACUUCAGUCGCCGCUUCUCCCAAUUUAGCAUUCGCUUCCCGAUAUUUCGAUCCGAUAAGUUAGUUCCUGGCCAUGGCGGCCUUCAAAGCAGCUCCGUUCACAGCCUCGUCGAUAGCGUCAUGGAAGAGCUCGGUGCCUUGCGCCGACGGAGACGAGUUCGCGCUGCCGCCAAGGUGGAGCUGACAAGCAGUGGAGGGAUUGCAGAAGAUAAGCUUGUGAACCGAACGCUGCAGCAAGGGUUGCUACUCGAGUUCAAGAAGGAUUCAGAGAGAGUAUUGCUUGCUGUUGCCCAGAGACCCGAUGGCAAGAAGAAUUGGAUGGUUUCUGAUCAGAAUGGUGUUACAUCAUCCAUUAAACCACAACAAAUCACAUAUAUUGUUCCUGGUGUUGAAAAUUUCGACCACGCAGAGAUUUCAAAGUUUGUUCAGAGAGCUCAGGAAAACUCGGACUCAGCACUUCUAGAAUUUGCUUGGGUUGAACUCCUCGAAAAGAAUAAGCGUGUGACGCCAGAAGAAUUAGCUGAGAUGAUCUUUGGUAGUGUGGAGCCUCUUGAAUGCUACUGUGCUCAUGUGAUGCUUUCAGAAGAUGAAAUAUACUUCACUGUGCUAGAGACAAAAGGUUCUCGCUCUAUAUAUGGACCUCGACCUGCUGUGCAGGUUGAGGAACUUCUCCGUAGGAAGCUCGCAAAGGAGGCAGCUGAGAAAGAACUGCAGGAGUUUGUACAAUUACUGAAAUCUGCUAAGGCAAUGCCUUUAGAUGCUAAACCUCCCAAAUCUUCUUGGAUGGUUGAAGAGAAAAUCAGACAGAAAAUUAAGUCUCUUGAAUCGUAUGCUAUUGAUGCCUGCACAAAUGAUGACCAAAGGAAAACGGCUGGAAUGAUCCUAAGGGCAAUGGGGAUGAUGAAAACAGCAUCAUCAGCUCUAAAUCUCCUCAUAAAUAUUGGGUUUUUUCCUGUACAUGUGAAUCUUGACCUGUUGAAGUUCAAUACCCGUACUGAUCACUCAGAUGAAGUUAUAUCAGCUGCAGAAAGUCUUCUGUCAGAUUCAUAUGAUCCAGAUGAGAUUGAAAGGAAAGAUCUCACUCACUUGAAGGUCUAUGCUAUUGAUGUGGACGAGGCUGAUGAGCUUGAUGAUGCUUUGAGUGCAACGAGGCUGCAAGAUGGACGCAUUAAAAUAUGGAUUCAUGUUGCAGAUGCAACUAGGUUUGUUCAACCCGGGAGCAUAGUAGACAGGGAAGCAAUGAGAAGAGGAACUUCUGUUUUCUUGCCCACUGCCACUUAUCCUAUGUUCCCAGAGAAACUUGCCAUGGAGGGAAUGAGUUUGCAACAAGGAGAGAAUUGUAAUGCAGUUACAGUAUCUGUUGUGCUGCAUUCUGAUGGCAGUAUUGCAGAAUAUUCGGUGGACAACUCAAUCAUUAGACCAACUUACAUGUUGACGUAUGAGAGCGCAUCGGAGCUUCUUCAUUUAAACCUGGAAGAAGAGACUGAACUGAAAAUCCUGUCUGAGGCUGCAACUCUCCGUUCAAUAUGGCGUCGCCAACAGGGUGCAAUUGACACAGCCACAUUGGAAGCACGUAUCAAAGUGGUUAAUCCAGAGGAUCCAGAGCCUAUUAUUAAUCUGUAUGUUGAAAACCAGGCAGACCCUGCAAUGCGACUUGUCACUGAGAUGAUGAUACUCUGUGGAGAAGUUGUGGCCACAUUUGGUUCUAGCAAUAACAUUCCUUUACCCUACAGAGGACAGCCCCAAUCCAACAUCGACACAUCUGCAUUUGCACAUCUUCCAGAAGGACCUGUUAGAAGCUCUGCUCUUGUUAAACUAAUGCGUGCUGCUGAAAUUGAUUUCAGGAAACCUAUACGCCAUGGAAUUUUAGGACUUCCGGGUUAUGUUCAGUUUACAUCUCCCAUCCGUAGAUAUAUGGAUUUACUAGCUCACUAUCAGGUUAAAGCAUUUCUCAUCGGGAAAUCUCCUCCUUUCUCAGCUGGUCAGUUGGAAGGGAUGGCAUCUAUAGUGAAUAUGAAUGCUAGAGUAGCAAAGAAGCUCUUUAGCAGCAGUCUUCGGUAUUGGAUAUUAGAAUUUCUGAGAAGGCAGCCAAAAGAAAAAAGAUAUCGUGCAUUGAUUCUUAGAUUCAUUAAGGAUCGGAUUGCAGCCAUAUUGUUAGUUGAGGUGGGACUUCAAUCUUCCGUGUGGGUAUCUGUGGGAGCAGAUGUUGGAGAUGAAGUUCUAGUUCGGGUAGAAGAAGCUCAUCCACGUGAUGAUGUGCUUUUCCUUAAAGAGAUUGUCAUUGAGAGAUAA